Linum trigynum is the source of this 261-nucleotide messenger RNA. NCBI's taxonomy places the organism in Eukaryota, Viridiplantae, Streptophyta, Magnoliopsida, Malpighiales, Linaceae. The record is from the annotation of a GenBank genome assembly.
AUGUGCCCUUUCCUCGUCGGGGUUUUUAACCCUCAGUUUGGAGUCUUCAAGGCAAUAUGCCCUCUCCUCGUCGGGGUUUUUAACCCUCAGUUUGGAGUCUUCAAGGAAUUGUGCCCUCUCCUCGUCGGGGUUUUUAACCCUCAGUUUGGAGUCUUCAAGGCAAUGCGCCCUCUCCUCGUCGGGGUUUUUAACCCUAAGUUUGGAGUCUUCGAUGCUCUUAUUGAAGUCUUAUUUGUGUGCUUCGUUGAGACUUAUUUGUAG